Dimorphilus gyrociliatus is the source of this 2701-nucleotide messenger RNA. The record is from the annotation of a GenBank genome assembly. Lineage: Eukaryota; Metazoa; Annelida; Polychaeta; Dinophilidae.
GAUGACUGUGGAAGUUAAAUUUAAUAGCUUAUGGAAUGUAACUGAUCCAGGUUUUAUUUUAAACUGCAAUCUAAGCGAUAAAGAAGUCUUAAAAACUGGUAAUGAUGAUCAUUUUUUGAUUUUUACCCAAGAAACAUUAGGAGCUUUAAAAAGUGUCACUGUAAAUUGUAAGUCUUGUGAGAAAGAUAGUUGGUAUCUAUGCUACAUUCGUAUUCACGAUAUUCUAUGCAACCGAAUCUUCUAUUUUCCAUUCCACGGAUGGAUUAUCCCGGAAAAUGGAAUUAAGACAGUAAACAUACCGGUAUGCUUCGAUGAAACUUCUCUGCAUAUUCGUCGUUUUAUCAGAUGCUUUUUAGAAUAUCAUAUAUGGUUGAGAUUAUUUUUUGGAAAAGAGUCUUAUUUAUCAGCUUUCGGGUGCAUAGCCAAUACUCUCUUAUGCCUUGGUCACACAGUCGCUGCUUUGACAACUUCCGCUUUAGUAUAUAACUAUAGGUGUAGCAGUCCCGCUUUCUGGUGGUCUUCCGGUAGUAGGGUAAUUGAGAUUUGUUUUUGGUCUUUUAUCCCUUGGAUUAUAUUGGUAUUUUUCGAAGUCGUUCUGAGAAAUGUAAGGUCUAAAAAGGCCUUGUUAUCAGAAUACACUCCAGCUAUUGACCUCGCUCACCUCGUUCCCAGCGUUGGGGUUGAAAAGCGAAUUUUAGACGGCUCUAAGCAAAAAAAAUUCGACAAGAAAAACUACGAUGAAAAUUCUUUAUCCAAGAGUCAAUCAAAGAUCUCUCUGAAACUCAGCCAAGACUCACUUGACUACUCGAUAGAAAGAUUUCAAGGUGAUAUUAUAAAUGAAGAACUAGGGGAAAACAAAAUUUCGUUACAGAGAAGCGUUGCUUCACAAUUUUCUGAGAACGUACUCUUCAAGGAAGUGAUUGAUAUUAACAUUGGCAAUGUAGCAGCUGAACAAGUUCCCAAUUUCAACCCAUAUUUACCCAUUUCCUCUCCGAAAUUGAAUAAAAAGCUUCUUCUUUCUUUUCCUCGUGCAAGCGGAGACGCCGAUUCAUUAGAUGAAAAGAACGCUUUUUCCUUAAGUCACGAUCGCCUUGCUAAUAAGAUAUCGGUGAAUUGUCCUGCUAAUGAGCUUCCCUUUCGCCUUUCUAACACUAUCUAUCAGGACAAAACACAGAUAAAUGAAUUAAAUCAAAAGCCUAUCGAAUUUAUCAACGACUUAUCAACGAAAAUCGUAGAGGAUGCCAUGAAGGAUGACAUGGAUAGAGAUUCAUUAGAAGAUUUCGAAUACAUAACGAAACAUCCAAUAAGCUCAUAUCUAAGUAAUCGGGAAUUGAAUUUAAUGGUUAAAUUAUCAAUUGAAAAAGCAUUAGCUUGUAAAUCUAAUUUAAAGGGUGAAUUCUUAAGGAAGUGUCUGAACGGAAUGGAAAUAAAGGAUAAUCAUUUCUUAUCCGGGCGCUGUACUGAUGGAUUUUCGGAGAAUGUAAAGUUGAAUAGUAAAUCGAAUUUCCAUACUGAACAAUUCCCAGAUAGAAUCGCUAUAGAUUCGAAUCUUGAAGACAAUCAGACCACAAUUGAUGAUCAGUACGACCAAAGAUUAUCAAUGACCAACAAGAAGCUAAAGAAAAAUGUGGGCUCAAUACAAACACCGUUUAACAAAAAGAGACAAAAUACUCGAUUAGCUUAUGGGAUUAUGUCAAGAAUUGAGAAAGGAGAUCAAAAGUUGGUUAAUCAUCUAAUGUUAUUCGUACUUAGAGAAGCCGUUGAAGGAUUUCAGGGAACUAUAGAAGAGAGUUUAAAUCAGAAAUGGAAUUCUAAUAACAUAGAUACAAAUGAGGAUAAUCUAUUAAAGUCUCUUAUUGAAGAAUCUAAUAAACAAAUUUAUUUAUCGAUAGUGAAAUCAAUACCAGCAGUUGUCAAAUUUCUAAACAAAUCGAAUUUGAGAGACGCUUUAAGGACUGAUGAUAGAUUUAACCAAGAAUAUUUGAAUACGAAUAGAAACGCUUCGACCAAAUAUAUUGAUCCUACCCGAUCGGAACUAUCGACAAGGACUCUUCUAACCGGUGACGAGAGGGAAUACUUAUUCGAUAAAUUUGAGAAAAGAGCGUCAAAAAGCAAUAAAAUAGUAAACGAACUAAGAAGAAUUGUUGGUAUGAAACCAAAAAAGACGGAUGACGAAGAAAUUAUGAAUAUUUAUGAGAAAUAUUUCUGCAAUCAAUGUCCUGAUAGAGAGAGAUUAGAAGAAGAAUUAUAUAGGUUAUAGAUCAACUUAAUAAGAAGAGAGAUAAAUUCCCAUUCUGAAAAUAAUUUAUUAAAUCUUAAGUUGAUUUAUAAUUUAUGAAAAUAGGUUAGAAAUGUCGUUAACGGGUGAAUUUAGAAAGAUGCUACCUUGGCCUAUAGCUUUAUAUGUCAACUGCUGCAUGAUGGUUUUAUUAGUAUUUGCAACAAUCUUGACAGUCCUUAGCACGAGUUCCACGUCGGAUAGAGCAGCUUUAGCAUUCGUUUCGACUGCCUGCGUCGUCAUUUCAGCCUAUGUAUUCGUUUUUGAAGUUAUGAAAGUCUUUAUUAUAUGUGGUGCCAAGAAAAAUUAUCAUGAAACUCCCUCAGGACCUUUCUAAGCUAAUUAACUGCCUUAUUCACUCAUAAAUCCCAGACUUGUUUUCCUCUUUAUGGAUUUAUGACUUGCGUUUCCCAUAAAUAUAUU